Micropterus dolomieu (smallmouth bass) is the source of this 5689-nucleotide messenger RNA. It is a transcript of the gene ttc3, whose product is annotated as tetratricopeptide repeat domain 3. The transcript has 46 exons. The record is from RefSeq and is a predicted model, not a curated record. Lineage: Eukaryota; Metazoa; Chordata; Actinopteri; Centrarchiformes; Centrarchidae. Gene Ontology annotation, molecular function: protein binding. The coding region runs from base 148 to 5499 and encodes 1783 amino acids.
GCCUCCCGCCCUCUUUUUCGCGCGUGUUAUUGACGGCACGCGGCGCUGCGUGACUGCGUAUCAGUGUAACUUCCGCACAAUAUGAACAGGACAAACAGAGACCACUGCUAAGCGUUUACGCAGUAGUUAUCACAAGAGUUGGACAAAAUGUCGGAUUCAGACUCUGAUUCUGACUGUGGUGGUGAAUGGAGUUACAGAGAACGGAUGAGCGCUAGAUUUAUGUCCACAACUGAUGACAUCAUCGCCCUCCGUCCAUCAGAGGAGGUUUUUGAACGAUGGAGCCGUAUUUCUGUCGACACUAGAAAAGAGGCUGGAAAGCGGAUGAAGGUCUGUGCCUUCUGGCUUCCCAUUUUUCUGCAGCGCGAUGAGUCCAGCCCUAUGGCUUGCUGGGCUUUACAGAUCGGCCUAAUCGACUCAAAUGGUGAUCUAAGCUUGAAGCACCUGCCCAAGAUAGAAACACUGGAAGCAAUCCUCAGAGCCUUGGAGAAAGGAACUUUAAAAAAGGACCAAACAAAGCAUGUUUUCUGGAUAAGCAACAUGUUUAACUUGCGUUCCCCAGAGGUUUUGGAGGAUGCGUUACACUGGUUGGAGAGAACAGGAGAACCUGAUAUUCGCCAUCGUCUUGUACAUCUUGGCCAUGCACACACCUGCUUCACAGCCCUGCAUUUUAUCUUCACGGAGUUUGCUAAGUAUAUUCAGGAUAUGGGUUCCAACUUGGAGAGGACGAUGAAGGCACUGAUGGCUCGACCAUCUGAUCAUCAAGUAGAGAAAAGUGAAGAAAUGAAGAAGAAAGGAAAUGACAACUUCCAGAAACAGCAGUAUGAAGAUGCUGUGAGGUUUUAUUCUAAAGCUAUCAAAUAUUACCCUGACAACCACAUGAUCUAUGGAAACCGAGCCCUAUGCUAUAUACGAUGUAAAAAGUUUCUAAAAGCAGUUGGUGAUGGAAAACGUGCAAUUCUGAUAAAACCACACUGGGCAAAGGGUCACUACCGCUACUGUGAGGCUUUGUUCUCCAUGGGAGAGAUCCAACUGGCUCUUGAGGCCAACGAUUCAGCCCAGAGUCUGUGUAAAGACGACCAAGACGGAAUCAAAGACCUUGAACAACAACACCUGAAAUUCACCACUCACGCUGAACAAUUGCGAGCAAUGAAAGACCCAAAAGUUGGACGGGCUAAGAAAACUCCCAUUAAAAAACUGGACGGCACUAACCGAGCAGAUUCAGUGGACUCACGACAACAGCCUUUAAAAAGUUUUAAGAACAUUGCUCCACAGAGUAAGGUCCCAGAGGUUAAAACCAACAAGCAAACUGUGAAAAAUGAAAGGACCGCACAGGCAGAGGGCAGCACGAAAGACUCUAAACCACCAAAAAGUGACUUUUCUACAAAGAACGGGAAAGGAGAUUCCAGCACCACCACAAAGAAGAAACCAAAGAACAGAAAUUGUCAGUCUGAAGAUGAGAAAGAUCAGUCUCGUUGUAUCAAUCCCUCGCACUCUAGUUCCGUUCACAACCAGAAAGUGGAUGAUGGUAAAGCAGGUGUGCGUAAAGAGUUGAGAUCUAUGGUGCAGGAUGCCCAUACUGCUCUGGCCGACCUCCGCAGCCGUAAUGCAGAGCAGGCCUUCAGCCAGGCGCUGGCCCUGGUGGAAACCAGCACACCCAAGGAACUUGGAUUUUCCACACUGGAUGUACUGUUGUUACUUUAUGGCCGCGCAUCAGCCCUGACAGAAAUCGGCCAGCCUGAGGAACUUGGUGAAGCACAAAAACUUCUGGAGAAGAUCAAAUCAUAUGAAGUGAGGACGUUUCAGUGUCUGGUUUUUUAUGCCAUCGGGAGGGUGUAUGUGAAAGAGAACAGGUUUGCAGUUGCUCUGGAGCAGUUUUCAGAUUCCCUGCAGAUGGUGAAGAAUCAAAUAACACCGGGUAAACUGACCUGGCCUUUAACAAAAGAGAUUGUCAAAGAAACCCAGCCAGACUAUUUCAAGGAAAUCCUGGAGAAUGCUAUAGAGCUGUGCAAAUUUCCUCCUACUCCUGACGCCAUUUGUCGACUUGAGAAAUGCCUCGGCCAUUUGAAAGCUGAAAUCUACUUCACUGACCCAGAUUUCAAGGGCUUCAUUCAAAUAUGCUGCUGUAAGAACUGCAUCAUUGAAUACCAUUUGGCCUGCUGGAAGACCCUCAAGACAUUGUCCUUCUUUGAAAAGAAUGAAAAGGAUAUCCUUCAGGAGUCCUGUCUGACACCGGACUGUGUCGGCCAAAUCUGUAGUAUCAAAAUCUUUGGUCCAACAGGCCUGGUGAAAUGUAAGUUUGAAGCUGCCAUCUCCAAACCACAGACUCCGAAGAAGCCCAAAGUGAAUCAGAAAUGUACAAGUCUGAAGAAGUUAAAAUCAAAGGAAGAGCACAAGCUCAAGAGGAGGCAGCAUAAACAGUCAUUUCAAGAUAAGCAGGCGAUCAACGAUGACAUUCUGCAACAGAAAGAUGAGUCAGCAUCCCAGAGUCAACAGAAAGCCUGGUUGCUGUACAGGGAUCGAGUUCUUCUGCAGAUCAGCCAGAACAUGGAGCUGCUGAGGGAGGAGAAGGGCCUCCACGUGUCUGCACUGACCAGCAGUCUGAAGCCCUGGCUGGAGCUGGACUCGUCGAGGGGGAACCAGGUUGCUAGGAGGAUACUGAACUGGCAGCAGGAGCCGCUGGAGACUCUGUGUCAGGCCGUUGAGCUGCUACUAGAGAGGAAGAACCGUGUUUGGGCUCGUAUCCUCAUCCAACUACUCAGUAACUGUCUGGAAAUUAAUCCUAAACUCAACAAGUGGGCGUGCCAGCUCAACAACGCAGGUCUGACGGCCGCCAAAUCCUUCAUUGAGCGCUACUCAGGACACUUGGAGCAGCUGGACUUGGCUUUUUUGCUGAACUUUGGCCCAUUACAGGAUGUGAUUAUAGAGAAGCUCGGUACUAGGCCAGAGCUUUUUUCAAGCAUUGGCUUGACUGUGACUGAAUACCUAAAACAGGCCCCACCUCAUGACAUGAGACUCUUUAUCUGGACUCUGGAGGAGCAUAGAGAUGAGUAUGACUCCUGCCACUCUAUACUGGAUGAUUAUUUUGAUAUGAUGGAUGGACAUUGUUCAGUCUUAAAAAAGUCUGAUGAAAGUCAAAAUAAUUCUCCUAUCAAGAGUCGAGGCCGGAAAAAGAAACAGAAAGAGGCAAAGGGUGUUAUUGUUGUGUCAGGGAUGAGAGCUGUAACUCCAAGAGAUGAAUGGGACCAAGACUUUUUUGAAGAUGACUCUUUAUCAUUCCUUCACCCUGGUGAUCCAUUCAGUGUCCCUGGUCACCUUCGAGAUCAGGUGGCCAAUUUUGAGGAGCAGUACAACGGCACGAGACAGAGAAGUCACUAUAAAAAUGUUUUGGACAACAACCCCGACCCAACGAAAGAGAGUUUGUACGACUACUUUGCUCAGAUCUUGGAGGAGCAUGGUCCCCUGGUUGCUGAGGACCCUCUGCUGGUGGGUGAACUGGAAAAUUUCCCUGCUGAGGCUCAGCUGAAGAUCCAAGAAGCGGGUGGCUUCGAGCCCUUCCUCCUGGACUCCCUUCGCUUCAUAAAAAUGGGGAGGUGUAUCGGCCUGACUAGGCACGCAGUUUCCCUGCAGCAGGCUGGACAUGGAGCCAGCCUGGACGAUCUUGAUGUGAUAGUGGAUCCUAACAUUAACUCUCAAUCUCCUGAUUUGCAUGCGGAUCUUGACACCGCUUUCACAAGCUAUGUGGAUAGUUAUUCAUCCGCACAGACUGAAGUCUAUCCUAUCCUCCCAAGUCCUUAUGUAUUUGGCUCCCAGCCUCCUCCACUUGGCCAGUCAGCUACUGGAGUUACUCUGGCAGGGAAUGAUCUCUUUCCCCACUGGACAAAUGGUGAAAGUCAACAGCAAGAACAAUACUAUUUACCUUAUGAGUAUGAGGAGCUGGACCUAUAUACCAGUGAGUUUGAAGGCAGAGUUUUUGAAAAUGAUCCAUCUUCACCUGAUGUCGCAUCAAUGAUGACUGAGGAAAGCUUUUUAAAGAAACAUGCAUCAGCACAGACAUGUCAGGAGACAAUGAGGAGUGUCGCGGUGAAUACAGAACUUCAUGAGCGCUUUGAGAGCUGCCAAGGUGACAUCAACAAAAAGCAAAAGAGCAACAUGAAGUUUGAGCAGCAGAUCAAGGAAAUGAAAACCGGCAGUGACAAAGUCAAUCUAAGGCACGCAGAAGACAUCGCCUUCCUUGAGGAAGACGUACAGAAGAUCACUGCCAACAUACAAGUGACCAAUAAAGAGCUGGCCCUGUUCCAGCAGAAGCUAGAAGAGGAAGUGAAGAAGGACCAGAAAGAGAAGAAAGCCAACCAGGAAGUACUGAGGGUCCUCAAGCUGGAGAUGGAAGAGUUGGUGGAGGAAUGCGGGAGGCUUGACCGAAACAUCAGAGAGAAGAAAAGCAGCUAUGAUGCCAAGUUGAAUUAUUUUCUAGAGCUGAGCAAUCACUCAGCAGCUGAGAAGAUGAGUCUGGAGGACGAGAUCCAUCACUGUAAGGUCUUGUUUACCUCGUCUACCAGGAGGUCUCACACAGCUCAGUUGUCUGUCAUGGAGAGUAGUCGGGAUCAGGGUUUGUACGAUCUCAACAGAGAGCUGGCAAAUGCCAAGGCUUUGCUGACCAAACUGGACGAAGCAGCACACAGAUUCCCAACCCAAGACCUGGAAAUGGCAAGAAGCAGCUGUAGAGCCGAUGUUCAAGAAGUUGAAAAGAAAAUUGCCACUGCUGAGGCUCAGUUCCAGGAGCAAAUAGAUCAAGUGAAGAACGGCAGAAGAGUCAGCGAGCUGCUACCAGUCAGCAUCAACGACCAGCCUGAACCUCCACUGUCUGCAGCAGCCAGAGAACUUGUCCCUUCGUCAUCAGCCCAGUCCUCCCACAGCUCUCCUCCGCUCACCCAGCAGUCUGCAACUGAGCCGGAGCGGCCGGUGGCUCAGUUGCAGCACAAACCUCCGACCAGGACUCUGGAGCCUCCACACAGCACUGUGUUUGACAAAGCCAUGGAGCGCCUGGCCACCAUGUUCCCUGACUAUACAAGGACAGACUUGAUGAGAUUUGUCCAGGAGUUUCGUUCAACCAGCGGUGGAAGUUUUAGCAACAUGGCGCUGCAGGAUAUGGUCGGCGGAGUGACCCAACUGAUCCUUGACAAUCAGGAGAAGCUUAAUUCUGCUGCCAAAUCAAAAACCGGGGGAUAUGUGACCCCUCCUUACGUGACCCCAGUUUGGCAACCACUCGGACCCCAGAGACCCACACAGUCCAACGCGCUGAACGUUGAGGAUCCUUGCAUCAUCUGUCACGAUGACAUGAAUCCAGAGGACGUCUGCGUGCUGGAGUGCAGACACGGCUUCCACAACGAGUGUAUAAGGUCGUGGCUGAAGGAGCAGAGCACCUGUCCCACCUGUAGAGAUCACGCAUUACUGCCUGACGAUUUCCCCGCGCUGUCUGGAAGGAGACGCCAAGCCCUGUGAUGUCUUAACCCUAUCACCCCCACUCCAUCCUUCACUACCUACACGUCUGCUUUUAUCUUUUUAUUUUUUAACUGCUUAUUUCAUUAAAAUGAAAAGCAUAGACUAAGUUUUUUUUGUAUUGUUGAAAAUGAUUAGACAUGCGGGGGAAACAUCAAAUUAUACUUUCAAUAAACGAAGGUCUUGUGUUUGA